CCUCGGACUUGCUUCCCCCUGGCGGGUCUGCGCUCGCCGCGGCCCCUGCCCGGGCCGAGGACCGAGGGGAGGCGCAGCCGGCCGCAGCAGCAGCAGCAGGAGCGGGCGCAGCGUCCGGCGGAUGGUUUACAUUCUUGGCAUAGCUUCUCCCAACCGCAGGCCGGGGCCCGGGCCUCCUGCUCCUCCUCCUCCUCCAUCGCCUCCUCCUAUCCUGUGAGCCGCAGCCGGGCUGCCAGCUCCAGCGAGGAGGAAGAGGAGGGCCUGCCACAGCCGCCCGGGGCGCAGAGUCCGGCCUACCACGGCGGCCACUCCUCGGGCAGUGACGAGGACCAAGACGGUGAGGGCGGCCACCGCUGGGGAGGGAGGCCGGGGCUCAGGCCUGGAAGCUCCCUAUUGGCUCAUGACUGCAGGCCUGACAGUGAUGGGUUAAAUCUGAGCAGCAUGAACUCAGCAGGGGGAUCCAGGAGCCCCGAGCCCCCAACAUCCCCAGGAGCCCCUAGAGAGGAAGGACUCCGGGAGUGGGGUACUGGUUCUCCGCCCUGCAUCCCAGGUCCCCAGGAGGCACUGCGACCCCUGUCCGACACUGUGGGAGGAGCUUUCCGUGUGGCCAAGGUGAGCUUUCCUGCAUACCUGGCCAGCCCGGCAGGCUCCCGCGGUAGCAGUCGUUAUUCCAGCACCGAGACCCUCAAAGACGACGACCUGUGGUCUAGCCGCGGUUCUGGCAGCUGGGGCCUGUACCGCUCUCCUAGCUUUGGAGCUGGGGAAGGGCUCUUGCGGCCCCAGGCUCGAACCCGUGCCAAGGGACCUGUGGUCGCCGCCAGAGCGUUGAGGGAUGGAGCGUUGGAGCUGGACAAGAGCAGGCAGCGGAAGUCCCUGUCCAAUCCCGAUAUUGCCUCAGAGACAUUGACGCUGCUCAGUUUCCUGCGUUCAGACCUCUCAGAGCUGAGGGUCCGAAAGCCUGGUGGGGGACCCGGGCACCGUGGGAGCAGCCCCCUAGAUGGCAGAGACUCACCAUCAGCAGGUGGCCCCGUGGGGCAACUUGGGCCCAUGCCUGCCCCAGCCCCAGCAUCACCCAGCACCCGCCCUACACUCAAGGACUUGACGGCCACCCUGCGGAGGGCAAAGUCAUUUACCUGCUCUGAGAAGCCCACGGCCCGCCGCCUGCCCCGCACCAGUGCCCUGAAGCCCAGCUCCUCUGAGCUCCUGCUGGCAGGCCCUGGGGUGGAGGAGGAUCCACUGCCCCUCGUUGUCCAGGAUCAGUAUGUGCAGGAGGCCCGUCAGGUGUUUGAGAAGAUCCAGCGCAUGGGUGCCCAGCAGGAUGAUGGAAGUGAUGUCCCCCCUGGAAGCCCUGACUGGUCAGGGAACAUGACCCAAGGCCAGCGGUCCCAGGAGGAGCUCUCAGGCCCUGAGUCCAGUCUGACAGAUGAGGGCAUUGGGACAGACCCUGAGCUUCCUGUGGCAGCCUUUUGCAGCCUGGGUACCACAGGAGUAUGGCGACCCCUCUCCUCAUCCUCAGCCCAGACGAACCACCGUGGCCCAGGGACUGAAGACAAUCUGGGCGGGUGGGCCCUGGUGUCCCCUGAAACCCCUUCCACACCAGGUGCCCUCCGCCGGCGACGCAAAGUCCCAACUUCAGGCCCUAAUGGAACUGAACUGAGCAAUGGAGAGGCAGGGGAGGCCUUCAGGUCCCUGAGUGACCCAAUUCCCCAACGUCACCGGGCUGCCACCUCUGAGGAGCCCUCUGGGUUCUCUGUGGACAGCAAUCUCCUGGGCUCACUGGGCCCCAAGACAGGACUGCCAGCGACACCCGCUCUGGAUGAGGGCUUGACCAGCGGUCACAGUGACUGGUCUGUGGGCAGUGAAGAGAGCAAGGGAUAUCGGGAGGUUAUUCAGAGCAUAGUUCAGGGGCCUGGGGCCUUGGGGCGUGUGGCAGACGACAGAGUUUCUGGCAAAGCUCCCAAGAAGAAAUCUCUGAGCGACCCCAGUCGCCGUGGGGAGCUGGCUGGGCCUGGAUUCGAGGGCCCUGGAGGGGAGCCCAUCCGAGAAGUCGAGCCCUUGUUGCUUCCAUCCAGCAGUGAGCCCAUCCUUGCAGAGCAGCGGGCAGAGCCAGAAGAACUCAGUCCUUCCAGGGGCCGGGCGCAGUCUGAGAGGGCCCUGCCUGAGGCCCUGCCUGCCUCUUCCACUGCCCGCCGAGACUUUCACCUUGACCCCAAGCUGGCUGACGUCCUGUCCCCGCAGCUCAUCCGCCGAGGCUCUAAGAAGCGCCCAGCUCGGAGUAGUCACCAGGAGCUGAGGAGAGAAGAGAGCAAUCAGGACCAGACUGACUGCCUGUCUCGAGCCCAGCCCUCCUCCAAACACGUCCGCCAUGCCAGUGUGCCUGCCACCUUCACACCUAUUGCGGUGCCCGAGCCACCGACCUCUGUCGGCCCCCCUGUGGCUGUGCCAGAGCCCAUGGGCUUCCCUGCCCGAGCCCAUCCCGUAUUGCAGGCACCAUCACUUGAGGACGUCACCAAGCAAUACAUGCUGACCCUCCACUCAGGCGAGAUCCCUGCCCCAGUGCCCGUGGACGUGCCCCGCUUGCCUCUGGUUGCACCACCCUCUGCUGAGGCCAAACCCCCUGAGGCAGCCCGGCCUCCAGAUGAGCCUGCCCCAGCCAGCAAGUGCUGCAGCAAGCCGCAGGUGGACAUGCGGAAGCACGUGACUAUGACCUUGCUGGACACCGAGCAGUCGUAUGUGGAGUCGCUGCGCACCCUGAUGCAGGGCUACAUGCAGCCGCUGAAGCAGCCAGAGAACUCCUUGCUGUGUGACCCGUCUCUGGUGGACGAGAUCUUCGACCAGAUCCCCGAGCUCCUGGAACACCAUGAACAGUUCCUGGAGCAGGUUCGGCACUGUGUGCAGACGUGGCAUGCUCAGCAGAAGGUGGGAGCCCUGCUCGUCCAGUCGUUCUCCAAGGAUGUCCUGGUGAACACCUAUUCUGCCUACAUCGAUAACUUUCUCAAUGCCAAGGACGCCGUGCGUGUGGCCAAAGAGGCACGGCCCGCCUUUCUCAAGUUCCUGGAGCAAAGCAUGCGAGAGAACAAGGAGAAGCAGGCGCUAUCUGACCUCAUGAUCAAGCCUGUGCAGCGGAUCCCACGCUAUGAGCUCCUGGUGAAGGACCUCCUGAAGCACACACCUGAAGACCACCCGGACCACCCACUCCUGCUGGAUGCACAGCGGAACAUCAAGCAGGUGGCUGAACGCAUCAACAAGGGCGUGCGGAAUGCAGAGGAGGCAGAGCGGCAUGCCCGUGUGCUGCAGGAGAUCGAGGCUCACAUCGAGGGCAUGGAGGAUCUCCAGGCCCCUCUGCGGCGGUUCCUGAGGCAGGAGAUGGUCAUUGAAGUGAAGGCAAUCGGGGGCAAGAAGGACCGGUCCCUCUUCCUGUUCACGGACCUUAUCGUCUGCACAACCCUGAAGCGAAAGUCAGGCUCCCUGAGGCGCAGCUCCAUGAGCCUGUACACAGCAGCCAGCGUCAUUGACACGGCCAGCAAGUACAAGAUGCUGUGGAAACUGCCGCUGGAAGACGCGGACAUCAUCAAAGGGGCGUCCCAAGCCACCAAUCGGGAGAACAUCCAGAAGGCCAUCAGCCGCCUAGAUGAGGACCUGACUACCCUGAGCCAAAUGAGCAAGCUAUCUGAGAGCCUCGGUUUCCCUCACCAGAGCCUAGACGACGCACUGCGGGACCUCUCAGCCGCCAUGCACCGGGACCUGUCAGAGAAGCAGGCGCUGUGCUACGCGCUUUCCUUCCCACCAACCAAGCUGGAGCUGUGUGCCACACGGCCCGAGGGCACCGACUCCUUCAUCUUUGAGUUCCCCCACCCUGAUGCCCGCCUUGGCUUCGAACAGGCCUUCGAUGAGGCCAAAAGGAAGCUGGCAUCCAGCAAAAGCUGUCUAGAUCCUGAGUUCCUGAAGGCUAUCCCCAUCAUGAAAACCCGCAGUGGCAUGCAGUUCUCCUGUGCGGCACCCACCCUGAACAGCUGCCUGGAGCCCUCACCUGAGGUGUGGGUGUGCAACAGCGACGGCUACGUGGGCCAGGUGUGCCUGCUGAGUCUGCGCGCCGAGCCCGACGUGGAGGCCUGCAUCGCCGUCUGCUCUGCCCGCAUCCUCUGCAUCGGGGCCGUGCCCGGCCUGCAGCGCCGCUGCCACCGGGAGCAGCCUCCGUCGCUUAGGAAUGCGCCCGAGAUAGCACCGGAGCCUGCCGGGCCGGAACUGGAUGUCGAGGCUGCCGCAGACGAGGAUGCCGCGACGCUGUCAGAGCCGGGGCCCCAGCCCUGUCUGCAUAUCUCCAUUUCAGGCUCAGACCUGGAGAUGGCGCCAAGCCCGGCCGAGGGUGACCCCCGCCCAGAGCUGGUGCCCUUUGACAGUGAUUCUGACGACGAGUCUUCGCCCAGCCCCUCGGGGACCCUGCAGAGCCAGGCCAGCCGGUCCACCAUUUCCUCCAGCUUUGGCAAUGAGGAGAUCCCGAGUUCCAAAGAGGCCACGGCAGAAACAACCAGCUCCGAGGAGGAGCAGGAGCCUGGCUUCCUGCCGCUGUCUGGCUCCUUUGGGCCUGGCGGUCCCUGCGGCACCAGCCCGAUGGAUGGGAGAGCCCUUCGCCGCUCCAGCCAUGGUUCCUUCACGCGGGGCAGCCUUGAGGACCUGCUGAGUGUCGACCCUGAGGCCUACCAGAGUUCCGUGUGGCUGGGCACUGAGGACGGCUGUGUCCACGUCUACCAGUCAUCCGACAGCAUCCGUGACCGCAGGAACAGCAUGAAGCUCCAGCACGCAGCCUCUGUGACCUGCAUCCUAUAUCUGAAUAACCAGGUGUUUGUGUCCUUGGCCAAUGGAGAACUUGUGGUCUACCAAAGAGAAGCAGGCCGUUUCUGGGACCCCCAGAACUUUAAAUCAGUGGCUCUGGGCACUCAGGGGAGCCCCAUCACCAAGAUGGUGUCUGUGGGUGGGCGACUGUGGUGUGGCUGCCAGAACCGAGUCCUUGUCCUGAGCCCUGACACGCUGCAGCUGGAGCACACGUUUUACGUGGGGCAGGAUUCGAGCCGGAGUGUGGCUUGCAUGGUAGACUCCAGCCUGGGCGUGUGGGUGACGUUGAAAGGUAGCGCCCACGUGUGUCUCUACCAUCCAGACACCUUUGAGCAACUGGCCGAGGUAGAUGUCACACCUCCUGUGCACAGGAUGCUGGCAGGCUCAGAUGCCAUCAUCCGGCAGCACAAGGCUGCCUGCCUGCGGAUCACAGCACUGUUGGUGUGUGAAGAGCUGCUGUGGGUGGGCACCAGUGCCGGUGUUGUGCUUACCAUGCCCACCUCACCCAGCACUGUCAGCUGCCCACGGGCGCCCCUCAGCCCUGCUGGCCUUGGCCAGGGACAUACCGGCCAUGUCCGCUUCUUGGCUGCGGUCCAGCUGCCAGAUGGCUUCAACCUGCUCUGCCCAACCCCACCACCUCCCCCAGACACAGGCCCCGAAAAGCUGCCAUCACUGGAGCACCGGGACUCCCCUCGGCACCGCGGCCCUGCUUCGGCCAGGCCUAAGAUGCUGGUCAUCAGUGGAGGUGAUGGCUAUGAGGACUUCCGACUCAGCAGUGGGGGCAGCAGCAGCAGCGAGACCGUGGGCCGAGAUGACAGCACAAACCACCUCCUCCUAUGGAGGGUGUGACCCUGUCUGUCAUGGCCCAGGACGCGCUCACCCGCCUGCCCUCAGCCUGCUUGCCUCUUCCUAGCCCACAUGCAGAUUUUGACCAGGCGUGUCCAACCAGGGGCACACAUGGGCCUGCGCGGGCUCUGUCCCAUCUUCACAGAAGCAUUCCCAAGGGAACGCCUGCUGGCUAGCCAGGCCAAGGCCUCUCCUGACCCUCUGGCUGCUCCAGUGCUCCCAGUCAUGAUAGGAUGGGGGACAUGUGGGCUGCCCAGGACCUCUAUCCCUGGAGCUUCUACCAAAGACACGGCUGGGCAUGGACUCCAUGGGGCUGGGGAGGGCCAUGUGCAAUAUUUGGAGGAUUUUUCUGGGGCAGUAGGAAGGCUGGAGAAUUUCCCAUGUACAGUAUUUAUGUUUCCUUUUAGAUGUG
Carlito syrichta (Philippine tarsier) is the source of this 6091-nucleotide messenger RNA. RefSeq names its product Rho guanine nucleotide exchange factor 17 (gene ARHGEF17). The annotation marks the transcript as partial. Lineage: Eukaryota; Metazoa; Chordata; Mammalia; Primates; Tarsiidae. The transcript is spliced from 21 exons. Gene Ontology annotation, molecular function: protein binding; guanyl-nucleotide exchange factor activity. The record is from RefSeq and is a predicted model, not a curated record. Gene Ontology annotation, biological process: actin cytoskeleton organization.